GUUUUCAUCAUCGUGCCAAGCUAUUAGCUACAUGCAUGCAGAUUAUAGAAUGCUACGCCACCAGGGGAAUAGCAACCAGGUAUCACCUGUACCUCCUGUAUAGAGUUCUUAUUUAUCCCACUAUUUGUAACUUUUAAGGUUUUUCCUCAACAAUUCUUCUCAUUGAAAAAGUUGUCAAGUUGUCUUGCAAUCUUCACAAUGGCUGUGCUGCCUGGACACCCAAUCUGCUUUGGAGGGCUUAAAUGCCUUGUAGUCUACCUUGUAUUGCUCUUGUUACCUCUACAGUCAUCUGCAUAUCUUACUGGUAGCCAAUCACCAGUUAUCUGCUCAGGAAACCAGAAAGAAUAUGACUUUGUAGGUUAAAUUUAGAAUGUUCUCUCACAUACCAAACACAUCAUUAAUGGCUCUCAGAUUAUAGUUGGAGGAGGCACUGCCGGACUCACACUUGCCUCUCGACUAAGCCAGAAGUUGACACAAAAUUGUUUUCUCAUAAUUGAAGCAGGAGAAGAUGGCCGUCAAGAUCCUGGGAUUUUCAUUCCCGGUCGACGAGGCUCAACAUUCGGCAGCAAAUUCGACUGGAACUUAACAACCGUUCCACAAACCCACGCUUCAAAUCGAAUAGUCAAUUUUCCCCGAGGAAAAGUCCUCGGUGGCUCCUCGGCUCUGAAUCUCAUGGCAUGGGAUCGAGGAUGCAAAGCAGAUUAUGAUGCCUGGGAAGACCUUGGAAACAAAGGUUGGAAUUGGAAGAACAUGUAUCGAAACAUGCUUAAAGUUGAGAAUUUCACAUUUUCUCCAGAGUAUGGAAAUAAAGGCGUCUCGAGGGGUGGUUUCAUCCAGACGACUAUCAAUCGGAUUGCUUCUCCUCAACAGCUUGCCUAUUCACCGGUUAUGCAAAAAUUGGGACUGAAAGUCAAUCGAGAGAGUCUUAGUGGUGACAAUGUUGGUAUUUCGAGGCAACCAAGCAGUAUAAGAUCGGAGGACUAUACGCGCUCAUACAGCGUUGAAUAUCUGAAGCAUGCACGAGAGAAUGUUGCUUUGAAAUUAUCGACCCGAGUGGCCAAGGUCAAUUUUGACAAACAUUUAAAGACCACGGGUGUCACACUACAAGAUGGAACGUUCAUUGCUGCUAGUAAGGAAGUCAUCAUCUCAGCGGGAACCUUUCUAUCUCCAGGCUUGCUUGAGCAUUCUGGUAUUGGAAACAAAACGAUUCUUGAUCAACUUGGAAUCACGCCACUCUAUGAUUUACCAGGGGUAGGCGAAAAUCUUCAUGACCAUCCUAGAGUUCAAGCUUCAUAUAUAUUGAAGCUUGGGUUUGUGUCUGUUGAUCGACUAAGGUUCAAUGCCACUUAUGCCGCUGAACAACUUGCGCUCUACAAUGCUCGACUACCUUCAGAGUAAGACACAUCCAGUCUCAGCAAUUCCAAAGACCUCAGAUGUUGACUUGCCUAAAUUUGUAUCUCUCAGUUGCAUUUACUUUUUAAUUAACAUUCCACAGAUGGGACUACACAGCCUCUGCCUUCAUCUACACACCGUGGUCCACCAUAUUCCCCUCAACACAAGCCAAACUCCUCAGCCUCGCCAAAUCUCUCAUCACCAAGAGCUCCCCACCUAACUUAAAGAAAACACUCGACCUCUUAUCCGACCCCUCGGUCCCGCAAGUAGAAGUAAUCUUCACCGACAGCCUGACAGGAACCGCCGGCUACCCACCACCCAACUCCUCCUUCUACGGAAUAGAAACCUUCACCCUAGUAGCCGGCCUCAUGCACCCCUUCUCCCGAGGCUCAGUCCACAUUUCCUCUCCAUCAAUUACCAUCCCUCCCCUCAUAGAUCCCAACUAUCUCUCUUCGCCAAUGGAUCUAGAAGCCCAAACACAGCUUGCAAAAUACUUACGAGAAAUCGCUAAUACGGAGCCCCUGAAAAGCGUGUGGAAGGGAGAAUAUGAACCCGGGCUCAGAGUACAAAGUGAUAAGGACUGGGAGGAUUACGCGAAGAACGCGACAAUGACGUUUUCUCAUCCUGUUUCGACUUGUGCGAUGGGUCCUGAGAAGGAUGGUGGGGUUGUGAGUGAGAGGUUAAAGGUUUAUGGGACGAGGGGGUUGAGGGUUGUGGAUGCUAGUGUGAUCAGUUUGUUAGUCAGUGGACAUAUUCAGACGGCGGUUUAUGGGAUUGCGGAAAGGGCGGCUGAGAUUAUUCUUGAAGAUUGGGAGUAAAAAUUCGGGCCUGGUUGGUGGAUGGAAUAGCAUCAAAUGUGUGCAUCAUAGUCCGUGGCGCCCGAUAAACAAUACCCGU
Messenger RNA from Hymenoscyphus albidus, 2289 nucleotides. The record is from the annotation of a GenBank genome assembly. Lineage: Eukaryota; Fungi; Ascomycota; Leotiomycetes; Helotiales; Helotiaceae.